AUGAGCCGCGUGCUCGGGUUUCUGCUUCCGUCUGCCGCCUGCGGCUUCGGCGUCGGCUGGGGCACCCGCAGUCGCCUUUCUUCCGCCGCGAACACCAGCUUCCGCAAAGACUGCGAAAAGAAGUCCUUUUGGAGUUUAAAAAACGAAAAAAAUGCUUUUGAAAGACCCAACUUCCCCCUUUCGGGCUCCUGGUGCGACUCCGCAGGCCUCGCCGUCCUCCACAGACUUGUCCUCAACUUCAACUCCAUUCCAGACUUCUCCGCCGCCCUAAAACAAACUGCAUGCAAGCGCAUGCAAACCAGGGGCUUCAAAAGCCUCACUGUCCUUUCUCGCCAACUCCAGGGGGGCCCCCCAGCGGGGGGGGCCCCCCAGAGGGCCCCUCAGGGGGCCCCCCAGGGGGCCCCCCAGGGGGCCCCUCACGGGGCCCUCCAGGGGCCCCCCACGAGAACCUUCUCGGAGGGCGCCCCCCAAGGGGGCCCUCAGGGGGUCCCCCUGGGGGGCCCCCAAGGUGGCCUACAGGGGCCCCUAGAGAAAGAACAGGAAGGGGCUGGUGCUUGGGAUUGUGUAGGAGCUGAAGUGAUAGUUAUAGAAGAGUGGCUGGACCCUUUUGCUGCUGCAAAAGCUUUAAAAGAAAAAGGAAAAGAAAAGAAAUUUAAUGAAAGAGGGGCCUCCUUGUGGCUUUGUUUGCUGCCAACUAAUUGA
This is a messenger RNA of Eimeria tenella, 702 nucleotides long. RefSeq lists its product as uncharacterized. The transcript has a single exon. The record is from RefSeq and is a predicted model, not a curated record. Bases 1 to 702 code for a protein of 233 amino acids. NCBI's taxonomy places the organism in Eukaryota, Apicomplexa, Conoidasida, Eucoccidiorida, Eimeriidae.